Molecule: messenger RNA, 1319 nt
Organism: Eurytemora carolleeae
Lineage: Eukaryota; Metazoa; Arthropoda; Copepoda; Calanoida; Temoridae
Gene: Acat1
Product: acetyl-CoA acetyltransferase, mitochondrial
Exons: 13
Coding region: 32-1258 (408 amino acids)
Biological process (GO): fatty acid beta-oxidation
Molecular function (GO): acetyl-CoA C-acetyltransferase activity
Source: RefSeq, a predicted model, not a curated record
GAUUUUUUACUAGUUUGUUUGCAGAAACAAGAUGAACGGCUGUGGAAGAGCAGUUUCCGUAGUCCGUAGAUAUUCUACUGGAGCCAGAAAUGAUGUUUUUAUCGUAGGUGCUGCUAGAACCCCUAUGGGCGGGUUUAGAGGCUCCCUCUCCUCUCUAACUGCUCCUCAACUGGGAGCUUUAGCUAUCAAAGCAGCUGUUGAACGAGCUGGAUGUCCGUUGGAAGCUAUUGACGAGGUUUAUAUGGGAGCUGUUCUUCAGGCAAACAUGGGUCAGGCUCCUGACCGUCAAGCGGCUCUGUUCGCCGGUCUUCCCACAUCUGUUCCUUGCACUGCGGUCAACAAGGUUUGUGCUAGUGGCAUGAAGAGUAUUAUGCAGGCUUCCCAAUCCCUACAGCUGGGACAGAAUAAUGUUAUGGUCGUAGGAGGUAUGGAGAGUAUGUCCAAUGUACCCUACUACAUGGCUCGGGGCGAUACACCUUACGGAGGCAUUACAAUGAAGGAUGGAUUGGUAGGAGAUGGUUUGACUGAUGUAUAUAACAAGUUCCACAUGGGAAACUGUGGAGAAAACACAGCUAAAAAUCUGAAUAUAAGCCGAGAGGAGCAGGAUGCCUACGGGAUCCAAAGCUAUAAACGAGCAGCUGCUGCCUACGCAAACGGAGAUAUUAAGGAUGAAUUGAUCCAAGUUGAGAUUAAAGGGAAACGUGGCAAACCCUCAACCCACGUGACAGAGGACGAAGAGUUCAGAAAAGUAAAUUUUGAAAAGUUUUCAAAACUUGGAACAGUUUUCCAGAAGGACGGAGGAACCGUUACUGCAGGAAAUGCGAGUACACUCUCUGAUGGAGCAGCUGCUACUGUUCUAAUGACAGAAGAGGCGCUCAAGAAAUACGGAGGAACACCGCUGGCAAGAAUAAUUGGCUACGCUGAUGGCGCAACUGAACCUAUAGAUUUCCCCAUUGCUCCAAAGUUUUCCACAGAAAAGUUACUCAAGAUGGUUGGCAUGACGCCUUCUCAGGUUGAUUUAUGGGAGAUAAAUGAGGCUUUCAGUGUAGUUGUUCUUGCAAAUAUGAAGCUUCAUGAUCUAGAUCCAGAGAAGGUUAAUAUUCAUGGUGGAGCAGUUUCCCUUGGCCACCCCCUUGGAGCUAGCGGUACCAGGAUUGUCAAUCACUUGGUGUACGCCCUUAAAUCCGGCCAGAGGGGCGUGGCUAGUAUUUGCAAUGGAGGGGGUGGAGCAUCUUCAAUCAUGAUUGAGAAGUUGUAAAUUAUAUAUUUAAUAGUUUCUACUGGUUCUACCUCUAGUCCAAUACAAUAACCAUUGUAAA